Molecule: messenger RNA, 7665 nt
Organism: Candoia aspera
Lineage: Eukaryota; Metazoa; Chordata; Lepidosauria; Squamata; Candoiidae
Gene: RASA2
Product: RAS p21 protein activator 2
Exons: 24
Coding region: 266-2641 (791 amino acids)
Biological process (GO): intracellular signal transduction; regulation of GTPase activity; negative regulation of Ras protein signal transduction
Molecular function (GO): GTPase activator activity; phospholipid binding
Source: RefSeq, a predicted model, not a curated record
AUCCUCUUUUUGGAGGGGUUUUGUAAGCCGCUUAGUCUUCAUGGAUUAAAGCGGCCUAACCCCCUGGAAAAUAAAAAUAAAUAGUGGGAAAGCAGUGAGAGAAAUCAAUGCAUGCACGCACCCUUAUGAGAAAAGGGGGAGGCGUCGCUGAAGAUGGGAGUUGAAGUGAAAGGAGAAAACAGAAGGGACCUCUAAAAGAAAGGUUUUGCACAGGGAUGGAAGAUGUCAAGCCAAAAACUUAGUGCCAUAUCCAGGACCAAAUAAAAUGAGAGACUGCUUUUGUACAAUCAAUUUGGAUCAAGAAGAGGUAUUUCGUACUCAGGUAGUAGAGAAGUCUUUAAGUCCAUUUUUUGGAGAAGAGUUUUACUUUGAAAUACCAAGGAUAUUCCAGUAUUUAUCAUUCUAUAUUUAUGACAAAAAUGUUCUACAGAGGGACCUGCGUAUAGGUAAAAUAGCUAUCAAAAAAGAAGAUUUGAGCAUAUAUUCUGGCAAAGAAACGUGGUUUAUACUUCAGCCAGUUGAUUCUAACUCAGAAGUUCAGGGAAAAGUACAUCUCGAAUUAAAACUAAAUGAACUGAUUACAGAUAAUGGAUCUGUGUGCCAGCAGCUAGUAGUACACUUGAAGGAAUGUCAUGGGCUGCCUCUUAUCAAUGGGCAAAAUUGUGACCCUUAUGCCACAGUAUCUGUUGUUGGUCCUUCAAGGAAUGAUCAAAAAAAGACAAAGGUAAAGAAGAAAACAAGCAAUCCACAAUUUAAUGAAACAUUUUAUUUUGAGGUAACUAGGUCCAGUAGUUACACCAAGAAGUCACAGUUUCAGGUAGAAGAAGAAGACAUUGAGAAGCUGGAAGUCAGGAUUGACUUAUGGAACAAUGGCAACUUGGUACAAGACCUUUUCCUAGGAGAAAUUAAGAUUCCUGUCAAAGCAUUAGGAAGUGAUACUUUCCAAGCAUGGUACCUCCUACAACCAAAAGAUAAUGGAAAUAAAUCUGCUAAAAGUGAAGAUCAUGGAUCCCUUAGGCUGAAUAUAUAUUACGAUGAAGACUAUGUACUUCCAUCAGAGUACUAUGAAUCUCUUAGAGACUUGCUGCUGAAAUCAUCAGAAGUGGAGCCAAUUUCUGCGUCAGCUGCUUACAUCUUGGCUGAAGUGUGUCGAGAUAAAUAUGAUAGUAUUUUGCCACUUAUAAGAUUGUUACUCCAUCAUCAUGCACUAGUACAGUUUGUUACUGCAGUGGCAGAAUUAGAACUGAAGGAAACCCAAGAAGUAAAUACAAUCUUCAGAGGAAACUCUUUAGCUACUCGAUGUGUAGAUGAGAUGAUGAAAAUAGUGGGAAAGCACUACUUGAAAGUUACUUUAAAACCAGUUCUAGAUGAGAUAUGUGAGAAUCCUAAACCUUGUGAAAUUGAUCCCCUGAAACUGAAAGAAGCAGAUAAUGUAGAAAUGCACAAGGAAAAUCUGCGCUACUAUGUUGACAAAGUUUUCAGUACAAUUGUACAAUCAAGUAUUAGUUGCCCAACAUUAAUGUGUGAUGUGUUGUGUUCUCUGAGGCGCUUGGCUGCUGAAAGAUUUCCUAAUGACCCUCAUGUACAGUAUUCUGCAGUGAGCAGCUUUGUGUUCCUUCGUUUCUUUGCUGUAGCUGUAGUAUCGCCUCAUACUUUCCAUUUACGACCUCAUCAUCCAGAUGCACAGACAUCUAGAACAUUAACUCUUAUAUCAAAAGCAAUUCAGACACUGGGAAGCUGGGGAAGUUUGUCCAAAAGUAAACUGUCAAGCUUUAAGGAGACAUUUAUGUGUGAAUUUUUCAAAAUGUUUCAAGAAGAAGAAUGCAUUGAAAUAGUUAAAAAGUUUUUAGAUGAAGUGUCCUCCACUGAAAGUAAAGAGCCAAGUAUCAUGAGUGAACCAGUGCAUCUAAAAGAAGGAGAGAUGUUCAAAAGAGCACAAGGAAGAACUCGUAUUGGAAAAAAGAAUUUUAAGAAACGUUGGUUCUGCCUUACAAGUAGAGAACUCACUUACCAUAAGCAACAAGAUAAAGAAGCUAUAUUUACCAUUCCAGUCAAAAACAUCCUUGCAGUAGAAAAACUUGAUGAGAGUGCAUUUAACAAGAAAAAUAUGUUUCAAGUGAUACAUGUUGAGAAACCACUCUAUGUGCAGGCAAAUAAUUGUGUGGAGGCUAGUGAGUGGAUAGAAGCUCUCUGUAGAGUGAGUAGAUGCAACCAAAAGAGAUUGAGUGUCUACCACCCAUCUGCUUUUUUGAAUGGAAAUUGGCUUUGCUGUAAAGCCACAUUAGAGAACACAGUGGGCUGUAUGCCAUGUACUGCAGGUGUACCUGCUGACAUUCAGAUAGAAAUAGAUGGAGAUCGAGAGACAGAGAGAAUCUACUCACUCUUUGCUAUCAGUAUGCCAAAGCUCCAGAAAAUGCAAGAGGCUUGUGGAAGCAUAGCAGUCUACCAAGGUCCACAGAAAGAGCCAAAUGAUUAUUCUAAUUUCAAAAUUGAGGACUCAGUAGCAACUUUUCAAACUCUUCAGCAAAUAAUAUCAAUUGUAGAACAAUUGAACAUACAUCAUGAUAGAUAUCGGCAAAAAAGAUCAUCUAGCGCUAAAUAUGGCAGUGAAGAAAACCCAAUUGUUGGAAAAAUUUCCUAACCAAAGACACUGCAAUAGAGAUGGACUUUGAAGGAAAGGGAGUAAUUUUCACUCUUUAAAAAGAAAUUGGUUAUGUGAUUAUUCAAUGAAUUUAAGAAUAUAGCUGCGAAUUAGCUGCAUUCAUGGGCUAUUUAAUAUUUAACAGUGGAAAGAAGAGCGUGGAAUCAGAAUUCUGCAGGGAUAAGGGAAAGCAUGUACAUAUUGUUGAAAGAAAUUAAAGUUCAGAAGAUGCAAGUAAACAAGGUAUCUAAAGUUGGAAAGAUCUUCUAAAGAAAUAAGCUUUCUAAGGAAGAAAACAACUACGACCUUCAGUUGGGAUUUAAUCUGCCAGGAUAAUCAUCAGUUUCUAUGACCAUCAUUACUAUUUUCUGGACAGUACUCUUGGCAAAGAAAUUCUGACAGGAUUUGAAGCUUUACAUUCAGUGCACAGCCACUUUUAUAACUUCCUUUCUUAAUCUACAGUAGAAAUGUUGCUUUUUUAAAGAAAGAAAGAAAAUGAUGGUACUUUUUCAAAAUGUGCAUUGACAAUUAGCAAUGUUAGGUUAUUUAAGUGAUAUCACUGAAACAGGACAAGUCAGGGAAUUUAUAUGUCUUGUUUACAAUUGGAGUGAAUAGUGAAAGGUAUGAUAUGGAACCAUUGUGUUUUUCUUUUUGAAAUUAUACAUUAUUAGUAUUUUUAGUGAUUAGGGUUGGGGGGAAGGGAAUAUAAGAAUUUAAUGCUGUUCAAAUAAUACUAUAGCUGAAUACCAAGUGGCAUAUCUUUAUCAAUACUUUUUAAAAAAUGCCUAAAGGUAGACAGUAUAUGGUGAACAUUGCCAUAUCUAGUUGUAACUAGCUGUUUAUGAAAAUCACUCCAAGCACUUUACAUAUCUGGUUAGCCCCAGAUUAUAAUUCUAGAUACUUUAUAGUAUCUAAUCAUUAUGAUCAGUUGAAUGAUCACUACUGUGGCUUAAAACAAUACUUUUAUGAAAUUUUAUAUCUAUGGUAUUUUUUACUUGCCAAGUAAAGUUUUGAACUAAGCUUUACCCUUAAAAACUCUUAAUCUUGCCUUGUAUUUGUACUCAUAGGCUGAUAAAAAGAUUGGUAUGUAAUAAAUAUGAACAAACUAACACUUGGGAGAAGAAAAGGCUAAGUUUUUAAAAUCAGUAUUAUACAAAGUCACCAGGAGUCAAGCUUAAUCAAAAGAGACUUUAUCUUUUCAUUACUGAAUGUGGUACUACAGAAGACUCAACUUGGGAGCAAUUUGCUAAGCACUAUAAAAAUCAGUGUAUUUCCACUGAAGUCACAUUCAAGAUAUCUGUCCAUUGGUCUCCUUACCUUUUAAUACUGUUAUUUGCCACCAUUAACUAAGACUGUUUUCACUGUUUGAUAGAAAUAUGGAAUAAUGAUAUUUAAAAGAUAAAACUGUCUUAAAUAUUACAUGAGUUCUAAUAGUAUUAUGCUAGCAAAAUAAAUUCAAAGAUCUUGCCAUUAAAUUAAAUAGUCUGAUCCUGAAUCUGGAUUAACCUGCAAAUAAACGCACCUAAUAGGACUUCUUUUUCUUUCCUGAUAAGUAGUAUCCAUGCCUUAUCACUAAAUGUUUUUUGAUACUUUUGUUAAAUAAUUUGCUAUGAGGCAUAGAUAUGGAGCCUCAUUAAAAAGCAAGUUCACUGGGUAUAUGAAUCUGUCAAUGCAGAUCAUGGAUUUUGAGUAAAAUGUAAAGGAAACUAUAAUGAUUUAGUGACAGAAUGAAUGGCACAGACUGUAUAAUAACACAAGAGAUACAAAUCUAGAAAAAACAUUACAACUAGACUAUAGCUGGUAAAUAUAAAGCAAAAUGCAAGAGUGAUGCAGAAAAGACUCAUAACGGAAAAUCGUGUCCAUGUCACCUGGUUUUGAGCUUGGGUGUCUACUUUUUUUGCAAAAUACCAGAAAAAUUACACUUUCAUUCAUACACAUAUACACUCAUAUAGAUAUAUACACAUGCUUUAACACAUGUGGGAAUCUCCUUCUAAGCUAUUAUUAGUAUAAGAAAAAAUGAAAAAUAUUAAUUAUAUGCAUAAUUUAAGUAUGGAGAUAAAUAAUCCUUUCAGUUUAAAAAAGAAACUGGAUCCUAGAGGAAGUGUUACAAGUUCAUAGAUAACUGUAAGUCUCAUCAUCCAUGGACAAAAAAAAAGAGAUCCACCCAUAGAAAUUUUCCACAGGUGGCAAUGAAGCUUCCAUCACCAGGCUUCCCUUUCACUCCUUUCCCUAGACUGCCAAAUAGGAGACAGUCAUGAGUCAACCGAAAAUCUGGUAGAUUGUAGGCCCCCUGUUUAUGAGUAUGUGCCCAAACAGAGCCAGAAAACUACCAGCCCAAGAGCUAUUUUACACCUGUUUACAGCAUUUGACAGUAAGAAAAACAUUAUUUCCAUCCCUGAUUAUACCAAAUCAAUAGGAUAUAGUAAAUGUGAGUUCCUCUGCCCUGAAUAACUGUACUCCUACACCAACUUAAGAUUGCUCUAUCCAAAUAUUUAUGCUAUAGAAAUGAAAGCCUUAUUUUGUCCUGAAAAAUCUUGCAUUUGAAUAAUGAAUGAAAAUAAUAUACAAGCAUUGGGACUGCAUUUUGUCUCCUUUUAGCAGGAUUUUUUGAUUACAUACAUCUGUGUAAUUGUAAUACAAGAAUAUAUAUAUAGAAGCCCAGCCAGCCAGCUGCAAAGUAUCUUUUCCACCUCAAAUAACUAACGUGCUGUUGAGUAUUUAGUGUCCAAUGUGGGGGAGGAGGCGAAGUUGACUUCCCCCUAAGUAUUUAUCUAAAAAAGUGUUUGUGCAUUUAUGUUGGGGUUUCCUCAGUCCUGUAAACACAUGUGGAAGAUGACAGUUUGACAAUCUAAGGACUUCGAUAACUAUUGACCAUUGGUAUAUAUGAUUGACUUGGAUUAUCAUCUGAGGCUUUCAAACAAUCCGUAGUUACAAUUUUGAGAUAUUUGCUUAUAUACUGAAUUAUAGCAUUACUUUGUUCCAUCAUCACUGUGUCAUUCAUUCUGUUGUAAUAUUGGUUGAAGUAGGUACUUUAGUAACCACAUAAAUGUAAGGUGCUACUCAAUUCAUACUGUUACUGGUAUUCAUUCCACUUACCCUUUUGAUUCCUGAUCACGAUGCUUGCAAAAGUUAUUCCCUUUUUUUAUAAUAGGACUUGCAGUGAGUGUACCAAUACCAUCUCAGAAAGCAUGACAUUUAGUAUUGAGAGUUUCACUCUGCAAAUAGUAUUAAAAGGUUGUACGUAUAUAAUAGUUAUAAUUAAAGAAAUUAGAACUAUGUUUAGUUUGGGCAUUGUUGCCUAUAUGUUACCAGCUUCGUGAAGUAAUUGUUGAGGGCAAUUAGUGUGAAGGAUUUCUAGAGAGACAGAGAUGAAGAUAAAGGCCCAAGAAGAUACUCUAAAAGGUAUGCUCUGACUGGACUCUGCUCUCCUCUAUCACCUUCCACCAAAGGACUAGUUCUACCAUCCAAAUGCCCUGUAGGAAGGAUGCCGGGAUUUUUUUUUAACAAUUAUUUAUUUGGUUUUUUAUUUAUGGUUGCUGAUACUGCUUGCAAUCUGCCUUGUAGAAUAUUUAUCUUGAAAGUCGGAUAUAAAUAAUUGUCAUGAGAAAUAGUAUUAUCCCACCAAAAUCAUGACUGAUUUUUGGGCUUUGUGCAGGCUUCAUGCUUGUGGAUGGGUUCAUACAUUAAUAUUGUGCUGAAAUCAGCCUUAUUGUUAAUGAGUUUUCCCCCUGCAAACAAGCUCAUCUUUUCUAUCUUACCAUAUUUGAGAAUUUAUUUUGUGUUUAUCUUCCUGGUAGGUUUUUUUAGCUUUCAUAUUAUAGUUGGCAAAAGGUGUUUUCCAUUUUACCUAUCUGCAUUGCAGUGAAGCCUCCCUGGCUGUCAAACAUUGCAGUCCAAACAUUGCAAUCUCAUGAAAGCUGGUAAGCUGCAAACUGCAGAACAGAUGGUUAUAUAGUGACGGACAGGGCAUUCACAGAUACCCUGUGACCAUCACAGCUCAGUAAGUAUGAAAACCACUCUACCCAAGUAAAUUUCACCAAAAUUCUCUCUGAAAUAAAUUUGGAAAGAAAAUUAUUUUAUUAAAUUGAAUUAGAACUGGGGGGGAUCAAAAUUUUCAACGUGGUUUCAGUAUAGUGCUAAAUGAAACUUACUUCCUAUUUAGAUUGCAGUGUGCUACCCACUAUUCACGAAGAGUCUAGUGUAUAUUUCUCAUACAGUAAUUCAUUCUUUCCUCUAUUUACCAGAAUUCCUGGUUGCAAAUUGACUAGGUUGUUGAGCAAAUGAUGCACACUAUCCUUGUUUUUGUAUGAUGCCCUUUUUUUAUAUGUAUGUAAAGUAUACUUAUCUGUAAGAGGUAGAAGAAAGAUAAAAUUAAAGGACUUCUGUGGACUAUCUGCUUGUUCUCCCAGGGUUGGGGGCACAGCAGUAGCAUCUAAAGCAGAGUAGUGUCCUUAAAGUCUUCAUCCCAAUUUUAACUUGCAGGCUUUACAUCAAUGUUUUACAAAUGUCAGCAUGGCCUUAUUGGCCAAGAAAGAAAUGUUUAAUCACAUUCAAUAAUUAUUUUCAUUUGACAAACCAGAUUUAUAACAUAUUAUUACAGGAAAAAAAGCACUUUUAAAACAUAAGGUACCACAUUGUGCCAAUAAAAUUUUGAAGCAGUGAAAAUCAACAGAGCAGCACUGAAACAGUUUAAAUUUCCACAUACAGUACCAUAUCAGUGUUGGAUACAUGUCCAAGUGCCAGAUAUAAUUCUAGAUCUGCCCAUGCAUUUUUUUUUCGCAAUUGUAUAUUUCAUAUGCAGUAGAAAAUCCUACAUUACAUUUUGUACAAAUAGGUGAGAAAUAUUGAGAGGAGUUUCUAUUUGGAGUAGCCCUGAGAUGUCUGCUCACUACUUAGAUUUGGUUGGCAAUGUAAAUUUAACAAUGUAUUUAAAUUUGUUAACAAUGGUAUAUUGAAUGUGUUUUAUUUAAAGUUUAUUUUCUUAACAAAGUAUUAAAGUACAGUAGAAUUGUUUGAAACUUGAA